This is a messenger RNA of Xylona heveae TC161, 552 nucleotides long. Its product is annotated as ADP-ribosylation factor family protein. The transcript has 6 exons. Bases 1 to 552 code for a protein of 183 amino acids. Gene Ontology annotation, biological process: protein transport. Gene Ontology annotation, cellular component: lysosomal membrane. Gene Ontology annotation, molecular function: GTPase activity; GTP binding. The record is from RefSeq and is a predicted model, not a curated record. NCBI's taxonomy places the organism in Eukaryota, Fungi, Ascomycota, Xylonomycetes, Xylonales, Xylonaceae.
AUGGCCGGCUUGCUUAAACGUAUUUAUGAUUGGCUCUUGCGUUUGUUUUGGGCGGCAGAGAUGGAUAUUACGAUGAUCGGGCUGCAAAAUGCAGGCAAGACCUCGUUAUUGAGAGUACUGGCGGGCGGAGAAUUUACGAUCGACUCCAUCCCGACCGUAGGCUUCAACAUGAAGCGUGUUCAAAAGGGCCACGUUACGCUGAAAUGUUGGGAUCUUGGGGGCCAGCCCCGUUUCCGGUCCAUGUGGGAGAGAUAUUGUCGCGGCGUCAACGCCAUUGUUUUUAUCGUCGACUCGGCAGACCGUGAAGCACUACCCGUCGCUCGAGAGGAGCUCCACUCCCUGUUGGAAAAGCAGACCCUCGAGGGAAUUCCGCUCCUUGUCCUCGGUAAUAAGUCGGACCUUCCCAAUAAAUUGUCAGUUGAUGACUUGAUCGACGCCCUCGAUCUAAAAUCUGUCUCGCACCGUGAAGUCAGCUGUUACGGCAUUAGCGCCAAAGAGGAGACCAAUCUGGACGCGGUCCUACAAUGGCUGAUUGCGCGUUCCAGCAAAUGA